UGAAGUACUGUUUGUGUAAACCUAAACUGAGGGACAAAUAUCACAUCAAUCAUAAGUCACACUUGUCUAUUUGUUAUCAUCCUAUAAUUAGAUACUUCCUGGUGUUUGUGCAUCAUAAAAAUGGAAUGGGAAGCCUUGUCAUUUUUUUAAAAGUACAACGGGAUUUAAAGCUUCGCCACACACGGCGUUUGAAGUGCGACGGCGCUCUCGUGUGGUGAAAGCUAGAAAGUGCACGCAACUGACGGUGACUAAAAACCGUGUUCAGCAGGUUUGCAGUUAAACUAAACGGCUCACCUAGAAUUUUAUAGAUAUCGUACAUGUUAGGCUAGAUGUCGUAUGUGGGCUAAUGGUUCCUGCCGCGCGUGCACUAAUAAAUGAGUAGGUUUACGAACGGCUUUUUUUUUUCUUCUUUCUAAACGAACACGUGUAGUCGUUUGCUGCGUACUCAAAAAUAGUUGUAAAAUAUUACGUUAAAUCAGGCGUAUUUCAACGCGUUGUAAAUCCAUCAAAUAAAGCCAGUUAAGCGUACUUUUGUCGAAUUAAUCAGAUGACGACUGCCGCAGUUUAAACUGCCUGAAAAGUUCUGUUCCGAGAGGAAUUAAAAAAAAAAAAGUUCUGUUCCAAGAUGGCCGCCACGUUACCUACAAUGUCGACUCUAGCCCUAUGCACAUAGGAUAUCAACGGCGGGUUCCCAUGACGACGCUUCUCGCGCGCCCUCUUGCGUUCACGACAAAGUUGGUCAGUGCUCUCCUGUUUACUUCCUGUUUGCUGGGCCGAGCGCUUGAAAGUGUAUCGAACCUCCCGAACCUAAAACGGAAGAACCCCGACGACCGAGCCGUUGCGAAGGCGGGCAGCCAGCUCUUCGGGUCGGACCCCAGCGGAACCGCACGUUGAACCGGCUUAUGCAACCGAGGUAAAGUCGGCCGGUUGGCCGGCCGAUCGCUGGAAUGCUAACCGUGCUAAUUAGCCCGGUGUCCUGUCAAUCAUCCCCGCCGACAAGUUGACGCGCAAGCAGAGCGAGCGGGCCAAAAGACUUCCGGUUUCGGUUCUGCUUUUAGGCUGUGCUGUGAAGUGGAGUGGACUCCCGUGGCCACGUCUUGUUUUUCCCCUCCUUUGUUUUUGACUUUUAGUUUGGACUUUGUUGAGUUGUUUGUUGACUUCUGGACCAAAGGCUGCUCAUGAGGCUAAUGCUGAUUAGCGUUCUGUCAUUCAUCUCGCCUUUGGACUUUUUGUCACCGGUGGACCCAUGUCCGCGCCCGCCGACACCCCGCCCUCGGCCUCGCCCGGAGCCUCGCCCGCUUCGCUGUGCUGUUGCCGCAAGUCGCCGCCCUCAGGGGGACGCCCGGCCGACUCCCUCGGGCGUCCCCCGGCCGACGCGGCCUCGGCGUCCAACUUUGCCCAUUUCCGACUGCGCCACUUCCACUUGGACCUGCGCCUCAACUUUGCGCUGAAAGAGAUGAGCGGCUGGAUGGUGGCCGACCUGUGCCCCCUGGUACCGGGGGUCCGGACCCUGGUGCUGGACGCGCACCCGUCCCUCUCCGUCCGGGCCGUGGAUUGCCGGGUCGGGGGAGCCGGGCGGGAGCCCUCCCGCCUGGCCUUUCGCCUGGAGCCCUUCGCCGAAUUUGGCUCCGCCCUGAAAAUCGACCUCCCCGAAGCGGCGGCGGAGACCGCCGGGACGCGGCUGCGGAUCAGCGUCGAGUACGCCGCCACGGACGGACCCGCGAUCUGGUGGUUGGACUCAGAGCUGACGUGCGGCCGAGAUCGCCCUCUGGUGUUCACUCAAGGUCACUCGGUGUCCAAUCGCUCCUUCUUCCCGUGUUUCGACUCUCCCGCCGUCAAGAGCACCUACACGGCGGCCAUCCGAGUUCCGGACGGCGUGACGGCAUUGAUGAGCGCGUCCCGCAGUUGGUACGCCAAAGCCGAGCGGGUCUUCCACUUCGCCAUGGACACGCCGGUGCCCGCCUACCUGGUGGCGCUGGUGGCCGGGAACCUCCGACACGCGGACGUGGGACCCAGGAGCCGCGUGUGGGCCGAGCCCUGUCUGCUGUCGUGCGCCGCCGAGAAGCUAGGGGGCGGAGUGGAGCGCUGGCUGACCGUCGCAGAGGGACUCUUCGGACGCUACCUUUGGGGGAGGUGCGACCUGGUGUUCCUUCCGCCGUCCUUCCCCAUCGUGGCCAUGGAGAACCCCUGCGUGACCUUCAUCAUCGCCUCCAUCCUGGAGAGCAGCGACUUCCUGCUGAUCGACGUGAUCCACGAGAUCGCCCACGCCUGGUUCGGCAACGCCGUCACCAACGCCAGCUGGGAGGAGAUGUGGCUGAGCGAAGGGCUGGCCACCUACGCGCAGCGCAGGAUCACCACCGAGGCCUACGGCGCAGCCUUCACGUGUCUGGAAAGCACCGUGCGAUUGGACGCCCUGCGCAGGCAGCUGCGGCUGCUCGGCGAAGACGACCCCGUCAGUCGGCUGCAGGUCAAACUGGAGCCCGGCGUCAACCCGAGCACGUUGAUGAAUCUUUUCACGUACGAGAAAGGUUUCUGCUUCGUGGCGUACCUGUCGUGGCUUUGCGGAGACGUCCGACGCUUUGACGGAUUCCUGCGGGACUACGUCGGCCGGUUCAAGUUCCGGAGCGUGGCGGCUCGGGAUUUUCUCGACUUGUAUCUGGCGACCUUUCCCGAGGCGGCGCGGAAAGAAGGUGAGUGGGCGGCGUCGGGCGGGUUAGGCGACCGGCGUGACCUCCUUCGUCCCUCCCCGUCAUCAGGCGUGGACUUUGAACGCUGGCUGACGGGCUGCGGGGCUCCGGCGUGGCAGCCGGACCUGUCGGCGGGGGCGGCGCUGACCGGGCCGGUGGACGAGCUGUGCCGGCUGUGGAUGGCCCCGCGCGCCCCCGAGCCGCGGGAGGCGGCCGGCGUGGCUGACAUGUCGGGCUGGAGCACCUUCCAGGUGGUUCUCUUCUUGGACCGCAUGCUGGACCGCGCCCCCCUCUCGCACGAGGUGAUGUGCGGCCUGCGCGCGUGCUACGCGUCGCUUUUGGACGACCUGAACGCGGAGGUCCAAGUGCGCUGGUUGCAGCUGGUGGUCCGAAGCGGCUUCUGGGCCGACCUCCCGCGACUGCGCGCCUUCCUGGCCAAACACACGUCUCGCAUGUACACGCUCCCGCUGUACGAGGACCUGUCGGCGGGCGCCAUGCGCGGCGUGGCGGCGGACGUCUUCCGGCAGACGCGGCGCCGACUGCACCCCAACCUCCGACGCGCGCUGGAGCGGCUGGUGACGCGGGGGCCGCCGGACGCGCCUCCCUCGCCCCCGCCGGCCCCCGCCGGAUCAUCCUUGCGGGACGUGGACGUGUCGGCGUGACGGAGGGCGCGCGAGAUACAGUCUGCGAUUCCGGCGAUAAGGACCCGCGCCGCAGAGCCGGUGAGCGUCGGUCUAACCGACGCGGGUUUCGUUUUGUCGGGCGAUCGGCCGCCGCGGAGGCGUGAGGUGCGCGAACCGUGCGGACGGGGAGCGGCGGCCGCGUUCGAGACGACUUCUUUGCCGGGAAUGUCACCCCUAUCCGCCGAGGACAUUUUUCAUUCAGGAACUUCUAAACGUAGCAUCAUUUUGACGAAAGUCCUUUUGUAUUUUAAACCCUUUAUAGGGCUAUAUGAAUUUCAAAUAUAUCACAAUUGGAGGGCUCUUGGGGGGCCAUGAGUUUGUUCCUUUAGGGAAUGUCCUAAAAUACACAGGCAGUGAUCAAAAUCAAAAGAAACUGAUGCAAAACAGCCCCCUAAUCAACAGAAAGUGACCCAAAUCCAUGGGAGGUGAUCCAAAUCAAUAGGCAGUGACCCAAAAAGGCCUCAAAAUCAACAGGAAGUGAGCAAAAUGAAUAGGAAGUUACCCAGAAGUGCCCCAAAAUUAGCAGGAAGUGACCAAGAUCAGCAGCUAGUGAUGCAAAAUCAACAGGAAGUGAUCCAAAUCAAUAGGAAGUGAACUCAAAAAUCAACCGGAAGUGACACAAAUCCAUUGGAAGUGAGAUGAUAAAAUGCCCCAAAAUCAGCAGGAAGUGACAGACAGGAAGAGACUCAAAUCCACAGGAACUGACCCAAAUCAAUAGGAAGUGACCCGGAAAUGCCCCAAAAUCAGCAGGAAGUGACACUAUAUCGACAGGAAGUGACCCAAAUCCACAGGAAGUGAUCCAAAUCAAUAGGAAGUGACCCAAAAUGGGCAGGAAGUGACCCAAAUCAAUAAGAAGUGACCCAAAAUGGGCAGGAAGUGACACCAAAUCGACAAAGUGACCCAAAUCAAUAAGAUUUGACCCGGAAAUGCCCCAAAAUCGACAGGAAGUGACCCAAAUCCACAGGAAGUGAUCCAAUUCCAAAGAAAGCGACCCCAAAAGUAACAGGAAUUGACCAGAAUGAAUAGGAAGUGCCCUGGAAACGCCUCAAAAUCAGUAGGAAGUGUACGAGAUCAACAGGAAGUGAUGCAUAAAAUCAAAUGAUGAGGUUUUUUUGUUUUAAAGUCACUUGGGGGUUAAGCUCUCUCCAUUUAGGAGAUGUCAGUGAACGCCGCAGUCCAAACGGAUCCCUGUCUAUGGCAAAGCUGAGACUUGUUGGACGCCUUUCAAAACGCUGCCUUUUCAACACACCCUAAAGUUUAUUUUGUGAGAAAUAAAAAAGAAUUGGAAAAUCUGGCUUCCCGAGUCUGGGAUUGAAUACAAGAAGGAAAUCUAAUCUGAGCCAGGAUAGCCAUGACCUCGGGGGGGUUGGUUAUCUUCUGCUCCAAUAAAGUU
This is a messenger RNA of Corythoichthys intestinalis (scribbled pipefish), 4763 nucleotides long. It is a transcript of the gene rnpepl1, whose product is annotated as arginyl aminopeptidase like 1. Lineage: Eukaryota; Metazoa; Chordata; Actinopteri; Syngnathiformes; Syngnathidae. Gene Ontology annotation, molecular function: metalloaminopeptidase activity; zinc ion binding. The coding region runs from base 1247 to 3349 and encodes 700 amino acids. The transcript has 10 exons. The record is from RefSeq and is a predicted model, not a curated record. Gene Ontology annotation, biological process: proteolysis.